GCAGCCUGGACUGACGAAGCGGGGUCUAUCGGAAUAGUUCAAAGCAUAUCAUACUUCCCACCUUGGUCGAAGUUCCUCAUUCCUCAAUGAUAGGUUCGAGUACAGUCAGAUUGUCAGUCCUGCUGACCUCGCAACUAUGUCACUCAAGCUGUUACCUAUUCGUAUAGCAGCUACUAUUGCAAUCUUGAUACCCAAACCUGAGUGCUUAUAACCACGAAAUUGCCGCUGUGAAAUGAUAAGAUCAUGAGCUCAUUUCAACUUCGACAGUGCUCUCGAUAGCUACAUAUCUGUAGACAUGUCGCGGUCGUGGCGGGGGCAAUGGUUCUGUUGAGAGUGCGGGGUGAAGCAACGAGGAGCGGGGGGGAUGUAAGAAGAUCCUCCUGUAGAUCGAAGAAUGUCACGCAGAUGCAAAGGAGCGCCGACUGGUGCAAAUGCAUCAAUGGCAACAGCCAGCAGUCGGUCCCCAUUCCCCCACGGGCUCAAUCAGCCCGGAUCCGAUCGUCACGUCCAUCCACCUCUCAUGGGGCCGCAUGGAGGGACGUGCGGUCGGUCAUUGGCCAGAGCGUUCGAGAGGGUCCACGAUCCGUGGGAGCAUGACGGAGGGCAACGAUACGGAAAUCCAAGAAUUCAGAGAGGAAAUCCAACAGUCCCUUGAACAAACUCGAACUCGACUACCUUAGCUCUGCGCCAUUGCGAUCGUGCCUCGUCCUCUCCCCCUCCUCCCCCUCUUCGUCAGCAGGAGAUCCGAAUAUUCCCGCAACAUACCUCACACAUAAGGACAACUCAUCGCCACCGCGAAUACCCUAUCCUUGUGAAACCCACAAUCGAAUUUGUGCCACCGCGCCGUUCUUCAGAACUCAUCGGAAUCGCAUCGUCCACUCCUCCAGAACGCGUCGAUCCAUCCCGAAUCGACUCUCCCAUCCUUCGUUCGAUUCCCCUCAGAAUCCUCUUAUCACCCAGCUUCCCCGUCGCAGUUCACCCGGUCGUGGACUCGAGGUGACGGCGACGCUCCGGUGCGGGCUUGGAUAAGAGAUUCUGCGAUCCCACCACUCCGGGCACAUGAGUAGCAAGCUUUGGGAAUAUUUCAUUCAAGAUGAUGUGGAGAGCUUCAGCCGGUACCUGGCGAACGCGACGUUCGCUGGACCGCGAGCUUCUGGAGUGUCUGGCGCAGCAGCUGCCGCGGCCACAGCGGCAACGCUGUCGUCAAAGACUGGAAGCCCCGGGUCAAUGAUCCCCUCGUCGCCGAAUCCAACCAAACAAAGGAAAGCAUCCGCGGGGUCGCCAGCAACCUCCGUACCAGACCGAUCGGGCUUUCCACGCGGCAACACCGCUCUGUCGCGCGCCGAUGUCAAUACCCGCGAUCAUUUCGGCAGGACGCUUCUGCAUCAUAUCGCAUCCUCGCCGAAACCCACGGCAUCGAGCUUUGCACGUGCGUUGCUCGAGAUUCCGUUCCUUGAUAUUUAUGCGCAAGACUGGGAAAGUGGUUGGACCGCAUUGCACAGAGCUUUGUAUGCCGGGAAUGCUACUAUUGCUCGAGCUUUGAUUGCGCGGGACACGCGGGAUAUGACGGAUUACAGCAAGCCGGGUCACACUAGUCAGAGUGGAAGCCUGAUCAAGAUCAAAGAUCGCGAGGGCUACAGCCCGUUCGACGUCUAUGGAUCUACCAUCACAUCUCGGGAUAUCAAGCAGAUCUCGUCAACAAGAUGGUCGGAGUCUCUGGCUUCUGAUAUCGAGGGUAGUGACGCUACUUCCAACCCUGGAUCCAAUUUUGGAGAGGGAGGUGAAGACGACGCUUAUAUUGUGCGAAGCGUCCUGAAAUCACGAACCGACUUUGCCGCCGACGAAGUUUUUACACUCGGUAGUAACAAGAAUCUGAAUCUUGGUCUUGGUGACCAGGAUGAUCGACAGUUUCCAGAAAGAAUCGUGCUCACGCGCCCGGAUCAUUUGCUGAACCGAUUCUAUCGUGAGUACGAGGAGCAGAUGGAGAAACUUGGUCUUGAGGAUCUCCUUGACCAUGGCAACUCAAACGAACUGCCCACGGUCAUCAAGAACAAGCCCAUGAAGCUUCAGAAUGUGGUCAUGUCAAAGCUGCAUACUGCCGUGAUUACGGAUGACCCUGAAGCCAACCUGUUCAUCUGUGGCUUUGGCCCUGGGGGUCGUCUUGGCACUGGGGAUGAAUCUACCCGGUUCAGCUUUGUGUGUAUCGAGACGGGUGGAUUGGCAGGUAGAAAGGUCAUGUCCGUUGCUCUUGGUCAAGACCACAGCUUGGCCAUCACCGAGUUCGGUGAGAUCUUCAGUUGGGGCAGCAAUAAAUUUGGUCAGCUCGGGUACAGCCUCCCCAGGACGAGCAACAAGAACGAUGUCCCUAUCCAGUCAACUCCGCGACAGAUCUUCAACCCUUUCAAGAAGGAAACUAUCCUCGGAGCGGCCGCUUCGUCCAUUCACUCGGUCGUCUUCAGCAACUCGGGUCUUUAUACAUUCGGCAAGAAUGAGGGCCAACUUGGCCUGGUCGACUCGGACGCUCGGUCGCUCGAAGUACAGACUACCCCACGACGUGUUGGUGCUUCUCUCUUCAAGUGCCCCGUCCAGAUGGUAUCUGCUAUCGACCGUGCGACAGCUGUGCUCCUCCAGAACCACGAGGUCUGGGUCUUCUCGCAAUAUGGCUAUUCCAAAAUUUCAUUCCCCCUCGAGGCAACCUCGAGAUUCAUCCGGGAUAGCUUCAUGGCUACGCGAUACGACAGUUCCGUGAAUCACGUUGUCAAGCUCGCAUGUGGCGGCAACACGAUCUGCGCCCUGUCCAGCUCUGGUGACGUCUUCACUGUUCAUGUGAACAAAUCUGAAGAUCCAUCAGCCCAAACAUCUACAACCAACCCUGCCAAGAUACGCAAUUCACUGGCUACUCCUGAAAGGGCUUGGUCUGUCAAAAAGUCUCACAUGGCUGCAAGUGAUGUCGAUGUUGGUCAAGAUGGAUCGAUUAUCAUUUGCACCACCUCAGGCUCAGCCUUCAGGAAAGAAAAGCGGACGAAGAACAAGGAGGGUGUAUCCAAAGACUACAAGUUCGCUCGGAUUCCGGGCCUAUCUAGGGCUGUGGCUGUACGCAGCAACGCCUUUGGAGCCUAUGCAGUUGCGCAGCGCGACUGCGACGUGACAAGAGAGCAAAUUCACAUUGAUGAGAGUACCCUCUGGGAUGACAUUCUGCCGCUCUCGCCGUUUAUCACCCCUUCUUUCGAUGACGUAGAGGUCAUUCUGGAUGAAGAUGCUACCGACAACCCAAUGCCGCUGUCCUCAGCAAUGGCUAUGAAAAGGGCAAUUUUUCAAUCAUCGGAGAUCGAAAGCCAAUUCCUUUCCAUUCGCUCCGAGGGAACUAUCUGGGUCACCAGCUCCCUAUCCGACGCCCGGAUUCCAGUGCAUGAGUUCCUGUUAACUGGUCGUAGCCCAGUGCUUCGCAAAGCCUUGCAAGAUUUCCGCGAGUUCUAUUACGCUUCUGUGCCUGAUGUCUUUGACAUCGAAUACGGUAAAGAUGGCAUUACCCAGAUUCGGCUUCUGGGUACUGAUUUUUUGACUGUCAUGAAUGUGGUGUUUUUCCUGUACACCGACGGCAUUCUCGAUGUUUGGCAUCAAGCUAGGAGCUCACCCGAGAAUGCAGCACGAUACCGUCAGGUUCGCCUUGAAAUCAUGAAGGUUGCGACUCAUUUGGGUCUUCCAAUGCUGGAACGCGCUGCGAGGUUGAUGGUAGAGCCCCAAAAGAGUUUGAAAACCGAUAUGGCUCAUGCGAUCAACCACCCCUCCUUCUUCAACGAUGCGGACCUGGUGGUUGAACUAAACGGGGACGUCGUCAAAGUUCACAGCCAAGUGGUCUGUCAACGAUGCCCCUUCUUCGAUACUCUGUUCCAUGGCCGCUCUGCGGGUGGAUGGAUUGCAUCUCGCCGAAAGAACCCUGCAGACAAGAUACACGUCGACCUCAAGCACAUUGAGCGGUCCACGUUUGACUUUGUCUUGCGGUAUCUGUAUGCUGACACGGAAGAACAACUCUUCGAUCAAGUCCGAACCAAGUCUCUUGAUGAACUCAUCGAUCUGCUUCUGGACAUCGUGUAUGUGUCCAACGAAUUGAUGAUCGACCGUUUGUCACAGAUAUGUCAAAAGAUGCUUGGUCGAUUCGUCCAUACUCGGAACAUUUCCUACCUUCUCAAUUCGGUUGCACCGAUCUUUGUCUCUGAGUUCAAAGAGGCCUCUCUGGAGUACAUCUGUCUGAAUCUUGAGGCCAUGCUUGCCAACCGUUACUUGGAAGAACUAAACGAAGACCUUCUUCAAAAGCUUGACAUGAUCUGCCAUGAGAAUCAAUUGUCAUGCUAUCCAGUCUCGCGCGGCCGUAACUCGGAAGACUAUGUCCUGGAGAAAUAUCCGGAGCUAGUGAGCUCCGUCGGAAUUGACAAGCAACGUCGCAUCGAUGCGAUGGCCUUGCAGUCUCGCCUCAGUGAAGUGGAAUCGUACGACUUCCGACCACGAGGCCCCGCAAAUGACAAGAUCAAUGCAUCACCAUUGGCGCGGAAGUCAAAGGGCAAUGUGCCAAGGGAUACUGAGAGUUCUGUCAAUAGUCCAUUGCUGAAACCAAGACAAUCCACGAACGAUCUCAUGUUCCAGAUGGAUGAUGAAGCUGCUCUUUCACCUGGCGAUUCCACCAAAGGAAAAGCCGCCAUGCGUGGGCUUGGUAUCGACAGCCGGUCUUAUCCUGAUUCACCGGCGCUGGGGGCAAGUAUUCCAGAAGGUGAAUCACUCGGCGACGGAGGCUUCCUUGAUGAACGAAUGUCUUCACCACGGGAGGGUUUGCUCGGGGAAUCUCCGACCGAAACGCGCGCAGUCGCAAUGCACCAGAAACGAGCUAUGGCUUCCCCGUUCGAUAUAGGCUCUGCGCCAUGGGGCUCUCCAGUGACCUUGAAUGGCAAGAAGGAUCUCAAGGAUAUUAUGGGCGAAACUUCACAAUCGAGGGUAUCCAACCUCACCUUGGAAAUGGAGAACCGACGGGAGAGCAGUGGCAACUUCAAUGCCAAACUAUCCCAAAAGGAGCGAAAGAAGAUGCAGCAACAGCAGAUGCAGGAGAAGCUAGCUGCCCAACAAAAGGAAAAAGCUUUCCCAAAGAGCCCCUGGCAAUUGCCUCCACCAGCUGCUCCCACGACGCCUGUCAAAGACCCUCUGCCUGGACAGAGUGGGCCCAGUACACCGACAUCAAAGCCGUCCAAGGUAGCUCAAAAGCCGGCCAUGACCCUUCGGCAAACAGUUGCUGGAACUCCUCCGGCACGCUCCAAGCCAAUGGCCACUCCCGUGAAGCCCCAGAAUCGCAGCGUCUCGGGCAAUGCCGCACCUCCUCCCUUCUCCAAACCGUCCCCUUCAUAUCCACCAACUUCCCCUCCACAAAACCUACCAAAAGCUUCGCCGCAACCCGCAAUCCAAUCUAUCCGUCACAUCCCCCGCCAAGAUCCAAACAUGCGCUCCCCAUCCGGCGGGUCCCACUCUCUUGCAACAAUCCUACUCCAACAACAAUCUGAAAAAGACGAGAUUCGCGAAGCAGCUACUGCUAAGCAUAAUCUGCAAGAAAUCCAAGCCGAGCAGGAGUUCCAACAAUGGUGGGACCAGGAAAGUAAACGUGUACAGGGUCUCCUUGAAGUUGAGCCUACUCAGCAGCCUGCUGGUGGGAAAGGUGGCCGCGGUGGGAAAGCCCCUGGUGCAGCUGGAAGCUCGCGCAAGCGCAGAGGCAAUAAGAAUACCGGGCCCGAUGCUGGUUAUCGGGAUCAAAAGCAUACUGCGCCUUCUGCGGCGUCUAGUACGCCUAAGAAGAACGUUAAUGCCAAUGGUUCUGCCCCGGUGCCUGUGCAGGGAUCUGUAGCAGGGAACCAUUCUUCUAGUGCGGGAGGUGGGAAGAAUGCCCGUCGUGGAGGACAUGGAAACCAGCGUGGCAGGGGAAAGGAUCGGGUAUAAAUAUCGUGUCUGUUUAAUAACCUCACUCCCUAUGCAUGUCUCGUGACAUGGUUUCCAAUUGUGUUCUCAUGUGCUGCUGUCCUUUCCAUCCCGCGCGUCUGAGAGAAGGCUGUGAUAACCCCUUCUUUCAUGGUAGCCCAACCCGUCCAAACUUACAAAUACCCCCCUCCUUUGAUUGUUUAUCAGCUACUCUCUUCUUUUCGGAUGUCAAUAUAUGUGACUAACAACCACGGAUACUCUGGCGUUUCACGGUUGAUCCUCGUGAGGAUUUGAUAGACUUGUUGUGCUUGCAAUAUAUUUCUCUUCAACGGGUUACCGUUGUGAAUCUUUCUACCAUUUUCGUUCUGGUCAUCUCUCGUCUAGCAUGAACAUCCACAAAUGCG
Penicillium brasilianum is the source of this 6356-nucleotide messenger RNA. NCBI's taxonomy places the organism in Eukaryota, Fungi, Ascomycota, Eurotiomycetes, Eurotiales, Aspergillaceae. The record is from the annotation of a GenBank genome assembly.